AUGUCCGAAUUUAGCCUUUCAGAGUAUCUAACCAAGUUUCAAACUAGUGAUAAGAACAGUUUUCCAAUUGUAGAGAACCCAUCAAGCGACCUAAACAUUGUCAUUGACAAGUUAGCUAUAUCUCCGGAACAGAUAGAUUCAGAUCCUGAGACCCUAGAGCUCUUAAUAGACUUAUCCCAUGGCUUUCCUCAUUUGCCCAUUAAACUACAAUGUCAAUUAUCAGAUUUGGUUGGAUCAUCAGUAUCUGCCCUAUCCAUCGAAAUCGCGGAUCAAUUAAACUCCUCAACGGAUGGGAAUAGCUCGAAUUCGUUGAAUUAUCAACAGAUAAAUGUUCUGAUACCGCAAUGGAAAAGACACCUUCAAGAAUAUGGAUACUUGAUCCAUACUAUCUUAACUUUUCUUCACGUUUCAAUAAGUAAGAUUGCUUCCAGUUCCUCAUCAUCUGUUGCCUCGAAACGUAGGAAUAAUGAAAAUGAUAAACAAAAUGCAGAUUUAUUUAAGAGAUGCUGUAAUCAACUCGAAAGUAUCUGUGAAUCAAUAACUAAAAUUAUGGAUAUUAAUUUAUCUAGAAUUUUCCAAACAACACCAGAGAAGGAUUUAUUUAUCAGUCUCUUCUUAAGGCCGUUAUUCGUCCUUGUUGAAAAUGAGCCAGUGAUAAAGAUACAGUCGUUGACUAUAAUCAUUCAAAGAAUUAUUGCCAUGGCUGUGAAAAACCAUAAUCAAGCUACCGUAGUUCAGGAUGCGGUAAUAUCAAGCUUGACAUAUUUCCAACAUCUCUCAGUAUUCGAUGCAAAACUACUAACCCUCAUAUCGACAGAUUAUGAAUGCCCCCAACUAACAGAGGAGGUAUUGAAAGAUAUAAGUGGCAAAGUUUUCAAUUCGAAGGAUACAACUGGUCCGAAGUCUAUUUCUACCUUCUUAAGUAAACUUUCAGAAUUAUCACCAGUAAUAAUGAUAAGACAGAUGGGCUCCGUGAUAAACUUAUUGAACAAUAGUUCUGUUAUCUUAAGAUGUUCUGUCGUAGAAUCGUGUGGUAAUAUUAUUACACAAUUAAUUAAAGAAGAUCAUUAUAUGAAUCAAGUUAUGGUAUUAAUAGAUUUAUUAGAGGAGAGGUUUCAGGAUUCAAAUCCUUAUGUCAGAACUAAAGCUAUUCAAAAUUGUUUGAAAAUCGGACAAAUGGAUCUUAAUUUAAAUAAAAAGAGAUUACGAUUUACUGAAUUAGCAGUACGUUCAUUACAGGAUAGAUCAUCGUUGGUUAGGAGAAAUGCGAUUAAAUUAUUGGCAAUGCUUCUAUUAAAACAUCCUUUCAGUGGAAUUCAUGGCACCCAGUUGAACUUGCCUGAUUGGGAAAAACAUUUGAAAGAUGUAGAAAAGAAUUUAAAUAAGUUUAUGGAGUCUGAACAUGCCAAUAUCGAAGAUGAUAGAACCCCCGUGGAAUCUCAGCAAGACGAAGAUGAAGACGGGGACAUCUCCAUGGAUAUGGAGGGUGAACAGGAACUUUCGAGAUUAGAGGUAGAAGCUGAAAAGACUAACACCGCGGAUACGAACACUUUAUUGAAAAUGAAGUUGAUGAUCGCAUAUUAUAACGACGCUAUCUCUUUUAUCAAAAAUAUACAUAAUGGUAUCAAUCUAACUUCAAAACUUUUAUUUUCCAAGAAUAGAAACGAAGUAUUAGAAGCAAUGGAUUUUCUGGUCCUUUCAGACGCCUACGGAUUAAAACCAAGUAAACUUGGUAUAAAGAAAAUGUUACAUUUAGUUUGGAUGAAAGGAACUAAUGAUGAGGGAAUGAAUAUUCCAACUCAUCUAAUCGAUUGUUACAAACAACUAUUUCUAACGGCACCAGACGGUUACAACGCCAGGGAAAAGGCUGCUCAUAUUGCCAAAAAUCUUAUUCAAUUAACUAUUGAUGCAUCUAUUUCUGAUCUGGUUUCUUUAGAACAACUAUUGAUAAUGAUGUAUGAUCGUCACUUUAUUGAUGAGACAAUCAUUAAUGUUCUUUGGGCAAUCUAUAAUUCUACGUCCAAGGAACCCUUUAUAUCCGGCAGUGGCCAUAACAAAUCAUUUGAUCGACAGCAAGCACAUGGUUCCAUUAUUGUCUUGGGCAUGUUAUCGUUGGCUAACAAUGAAAUUGCUUUGAAGGGUUUAGAUUCGUUGUUAAAUAUUGGCUUAGGUGACGCUGGUGCUCAAGAUUUAAUCCUUUGCCGUUAUUCAUGUCUUACUCUAGAGAGAAUCGUUGCGAAAAAAGAUGUAUCCUCAGAUCCACCUCUAUUUAUUAUUAGUGAGGAGCAUGAAGAAAAAACAAUAAAGAAACUAUACAAUAAGAUCAUAGGCUAUACAAGUGAUUUACAAUAUUAUCCUAUGUGUGAACAGGCAAUAAGUGCAUUCUUCACAAUUGCAUCAAAACCGGAUGUCCAAGCGACAAAUAUGAUAAGAGAGAAGACAAUGAUGACCUUUGGCAAACCGGAAACUAAUCUUUCUGGCGAUGAAUCAGCUAUGUCACAAGAUUCGUCUCGUUCUACGUCCUUGAGUCAAUUAUUGUUUAUAGUUGGGCAGGUGGCUAUUAAAACUUUAAUAUAUCUGGAAAAAUGUGAAUCUGAGUUCAAGAAGAGAAAAAUUGAAACGGAAAUAUCGAAAGGGAAGGAUAAAGUAGGUAAUCUUCAAGAUGGUGAUGUUAGCAAUAUAAAUACGAGUACUAAUCAAGGAAAUGCGACCACAGAUGACGCUAAAGAUAAUGAACUUGAGAUGAUCGGUGGUACAAAUGAGGAUGAUUUCACAGAUGCCAUUCAAUUUAUUAAGGAGAAUGAACUCUUAUAUGGUGACAAUACCCUAUUUGGAAAAUUUUGCCCCAUUGUUGAGGAAAUUGUUUCGAAUUCAACCAGGUUUAAUGAUCCAAUUUUGUUACGAAAUGCUACACUUUGUCUAGAGAAGCUAAUGUGUAUUUCAUCAAAAUACUGUGAAAAAAGUCUUCCACUACUUAUUACUGUGAUGGAAAAGUCACCGGAUCCAAUAAUUCGUUCAAAUGCAGUUUUGGGGUUGGGAGAUAUGGCCGUCUGUUUUAAUAAUCUUGUUGACGAGAAUACAGAUUAUCUUUAUCGCCGAUUGCAUGAUGAAAACUUAAUGGUACAAAGGACAUGCCUUAUGACCGUCACUUUUCUGAUCCUUGCAGGACAAGUGAAGGUCAAAGGUCAAUUAGGUGAAAUGGCAAAAUGUUUAGAGAACCCAGAUCAAGGAAUUAGCGAUAUGUGCCGUCUAUUCUUUUCCGAAUUAGCCACCAAGGAUAACGCUAUUUAUAAUAGUUUCAUUGAUAUUUUCAGUAACCUUUCUGCUGAUGAGUCCUUGAAUAAAAAUAGCUUCAAGAAGAUUAUAAAAUUCUUACUUUCAUUUAUAGAUAAGGAAAGGUAUCAAAAUCAACUGAGUGAGAAAUUGCUUGGGCGACUCGUUAAAUGUGAGUCUCAGAAACAAUGGGAUGAUAUUGCAUUUAUAUUAAACAAUCUUCCGAUGAAGAAUGAAAAGACCACAGAUAUUCUAAAGGAAGGAUUCAAAUUAGUUGCUGCUAGAGAAUAA
This is a messenger RNA of Naumovozyma castellii, 3564 nucleotides long. RefSeq names its product condensin subunit YCS4 (gene YCS4). The record is from RefSeq and is a predicted model, not a curated record. NCBI's taxonomy places the organism in Eukaryota, Fungi, Ascomycota, Saccharomycetes, Saccharomycetales, Saccharomycetaceae. The transcript has a single exon. Bases 1 to 3564 code for a protein of 1187 amino acids.